UACGAAACAGCUAAACCUCAUCUGGAUAAUAGAAAAUAUAAAGCAAGAAACUUUAAUUCAACAGAGGAUCGAGUUUUGCAACACGCUGUUUUCUUAGUGUUAGAUAAAUGCGCUAUUAGCGAACGUUCUCACAACCAAGUGAACUCAAAUAUGCUUCUGUAUGAUCAGAGUAAAUGUCUAAAUCGACUAACAAUGACUUGAAUCAGAGAAAGAUAAAAAGCGAAUCUUACUACUCAGUAGAUAGUAUCAGUAAACUAUAUAUUUGCGCUGCGAAAAGCUUUUUUUAAAUCAAAAUCAAAAUCCAAUAUCGACUUUAUUGAAGUACCACCUGCUUGUGUCACUCAUGACUCACGAAUUGCUUGUUUUAAAUGAAGAGCAUAUUCAAUUCAAAUAUUGCUUCAUCUUCCUCAAACAUGGCGCUAACAGUUCUGGACGCGCGUUUCGUAUUUCUUGUGUUUUAUCUGACGGGAAAGACGUCCCAGCAGAGCUGCCCCGCUAGCGUCAGCUCCGAACAAGGCGUCGCCCUUCUGGGUUAUACGUUUGAGUCCCGUUUUGCAAGUCAUUUUUGGGAGUGUAUUAGAAGUUGCAUUGAAGAACGACAGUGCUGGAGUGUCAACUAUCACUUGAGCUCUCGCCUGUGUGACCUCAACAGCGAAACCAAAGAAAGGCAGCCUUUGAAACUCGCAAGAAGGGAUUUGUCCGUUUACUUGAGGGAUAGAAAAGCCGGAGAUUGGAAAGGAGUUGUGCGCUCGUGCAAAGACUUGCGGGAUCUCGCGGGUAACGCGGACCCCACGACAGGGGAGUAUUGGAUCGAUCCGGAGGCUGACAGGAGACUUCUGAGGGUUUACUGCGACAUGAAAACUAAUGGAGGUGGGUGGACCUUGGUAACGCGAAAUGAGCCAUUAAAAAGAAGUCUAGUGACUACCUCUUAUGCUGACUACCGCUACAUAAGCACUGAGAAGUUAGGGACCGUGUUAGUUACAAGUCCAGCGGUACAAAAGCUGAAAUCUUUUAUCGGCUUCACUCAGCUUCGCUGGCGAUGCCGCAAGCAGUCCGUCGGUCGCACCAUCGACAUCAUGACGGCCAAUAACAGCUCAGGAGCCCGAGUCCUGGUCCACUUCCUGGACAGGGUCAUGUUUCCGGACGCUUGCGGUUCGUUUGUCCGACUGCCGGAAGAUAACUCCAUCCUGACCCGGAACUGCGCCAAGUGGGGCAGCAAUGGUACCUUACCCGAGGGGGAGUGGGGAAAGUACGGUGUGCGCGGCCCUCUAAGACUUUACAACUAUCCAUUUUUCUGGUCUGGAAAUUUUACAUUUUCUUGUAAAAAUUCCUUUUGUAACUGUGACGAUGCUGGAAGUGACCAGAACGCUAACGAUUUCUGGGAAUUGUACGUCCGUUGAUAACGUGUUUACACGUUUUUUUUCUGUAACUAAGUUGUCUUAAUAACGUGUUAUUCAAUCUUGUAUAACCAGCAUAACGUGAGAAUAACAGGAUUUGUUGAGAGGGGGGGGGGGGGGUGCCAGGCGUGAAUGUUUUUGUUUUUUUUAAAAAAUUCUGGCAAGCUUUUAAAAAAAGAUCUUCCCUUCCAUUUCACAGCUAAUUUUAUGUAAACAUCAUUAGUGGUGUUGCUGAAUAAUUUAGAAUUUUUUUUUUUAUUAUUAAAUCUUGUAACCCUGGCAUUGAAUUCCUAUUUGCUUAACAUAGGAUCAAGGCAGUUUCGAUCGUGAAAUUUUCUUCUCUAGUAAACGCCCCUAGAGGUAAAUCGCUUCUAAACCUAUUUAUACAAAUAAAGAUUAUGUGUAAAGUUCA
This is a messenger RNA of Nematostella vectensis (starlet sea anemone), 1809 nucleotides long. RefSeq lists its product as uncharacterized. The record is from RefSeq and is a predicted model, not a curated record. Lineage: Eukaryota; Metazoa; Cnidaria; Anthozoa; Actiniaria; Edwardsiidae. The coding region runs from base 369 to 1400 and encodes 343 amino acids. The transcript is spliced from 3 exons. Gene Ontology annotation, molecular function: oligosaccharide binding.